Messenger RNA from Rubroshorea leprosula, 1015 nucleotides. Lineage: Eukaryota; Viridiplantae; Streptophyta; Magnoliopsida; Malvales; Dipterocarpaceae. The record is from the annotation of a GenBank genome assembly.
CCGCCUCCCUCUUUCUUCCCCAUCUUCAAACUCAACCUCUUUUGUCCUCCGUAGCAGAGAUGUCGAGAGCCACCGUGGAGCUUGAUUUCUUCGGUAUGGAAAAGGAGAACUCCUCCAAGUCUCCCUCCCAGCAAUUCCUUCAACGCCGGCGAAGCUUUUGCGAUAUUCAGAGUGCCAUUUCGAAGAUCAAUCCGGAGCUCGUCAAGUCUGUGAUUGCCUCUGGUUCUGCCAACCGGAUCGACCCAAAAACUUCAUUUUCGGUGCCUUGUACUCCUACAGAUCUGGUGCCGAGCUUCUUCCCGGCUUUACCUGUUCUCAAUCCAGUUUCCAGAACUGCAUCCGAGAUCCCUCCUGCUCCUGAAACCACUCCGUUGACGAUUUUCUAUAACGGAACGGUAUCCAUCUUCAACAUCCCUCGGGAUAAGGCGGAGGGUAUUCUGAAACUUGCGGUUGAAGGAUCCUCCAAAAGGGUUGAAUCGACAGAUUCGGAGGUUACGGUUCCGUCAAGCGAUCAACAACAGCUGCUUGAAUCCCUUAAUGGAGAUUUACCACUUGCUCGGAGGAAGUCAUUGCACAGAUUUCUGGAGAAACGCAAAGAGAGAUUGACUUCAGUGAUGCCGUACGCAUGUUUCACCUAAAGACGCGUUUCUCAGGACAAGAAAACUGCUAGUUUCUAGCUUAGAAAAGGGUAAUAAUAGUCUAUAGAAAUGUUUUUUAAUUCUAUUUUCUCAUGUUUAUGGAUGUAAACAACAAGUUAUAAUAUAUAUAUAUAUAUGGAGAGAGUUACGAAUAGAAAUGACUCAGUAGAUACCUCCAUUGGCUUUUUAAGUGAGGGUGUUUUGGCAUUUAUUCAAUGCCGGUUUCGCCUCACUUUCCUUACUUUAUUGUGCGGAUUUGAAGCUAUUAUGGAUCAGAUCACAUGUAUGCUAGCUGACGCUUUGUUUUGGAAGAUACCUUGUGACUUCCUUUUUUUAAUUUUAAUGGAAUUUAUUAUUAGCACGUGUUUUUUUUAUUU